ACUGCCAAGUGCCAACAAACCAACCAACAAACCAACCAACAAACCAAACCGCCACCACCACCGCCACCUCCGCCGCGACCGCGACCGCGCCAGAAUCCAAUCCGACGAGACGACCCGCACGUGCGCCGCUCAAUCUCUCCUCCUCGUCGUCGUCCUCAUCUUCAUGGUCCCCCACCACCACCCGCCAGCCGUGCUCAUGCCGCGUCGUGCCGCCCAAAAACAUUUUCUCCCCGGAUCCCGCAGCGAAAGCGCCGCUGGCAAGAAAAGAAAUCCAUUUCUCGGAGCUCACUGCACAGUUGGCCGGGCGCAAGACUAGUUUAAUCCCCGGGGAGCAAGGUGGGGGCCGGCCUAGGUAAUGGCCUCGUGUGCUCCCUCCUCCCGCAGACCCUGCCCCGGGUUUGAAGGGUCGUCUUCCCCGCGCCGCCGCUCUCCUCCCUCCUCCUCCUCCUCCUCUUGCUGGCCCCGUCACGGCCUUCCCGGUGGAGUUGUUGCCGGGUUAGUUCUUGCCCGGGGUUUAAUUUAGGACCCUGCUCCUUGGGAAGCAGAGCCUGCGUCCAGGGCUCUUGGUUGGGCGGCGCUGCGGUGGCCGGAUUUGGUGACUUGAAGUUGGAAUUCCUCGGAAUAAAAAAGCUUGAAGUUGAAGAAAAAAGCUUCCAUUGUUUUUCUUGGACUUCAAAAAGCAAUGGCAUUCCCAGAUGAUGAUGAGAAGAUGAAGGGCUGUCGGCCGAAGAUUUUCGGGACGAAAGAUAAGAAAGCCGCAAAGAAGACAGACCAUCCAAGCCCCUCCACAGUUAAGUCUGCACCAAGCUCUUCCAAGCCACCAUCUUCUUCGCCCUUCAGAACACUUUCAGAAGUUAGGAGCAUACGUCUCAGCCAUUUCCUUGCCCGUUCUCCAAGUGCUAUAAAAACUGAAACUUUCAGGAUAUUUAUUUCUACAUGGAACGUCGGUGGAAACACACCUACCGCUACCUCUGAGUUGAACCUGGAUGACUUUAUUCCUGCUGAUGACCACUCGGAUAUUUAUGUUUUAGGUUUUCAGGAAAUUGUUCCUCUCAAUGCCGGCAAUGUGCUUGUGAUGGAAGACAAUGAACCAGCUGCAAGAUGGCUGGCUCUUAUACACCGCACGCUAAACCGACCAGCUAACGGGGAUGCUGAUAUCUUCCAGCACAAGCCAUCUCUAUCCCUUGAUUCAACCUCGUCUCAGUCUUCGUCAAACCUUGAUGCUUCUUCUUUCUCUAACCGCUCUAGUUCUGCAAUCUUCCAGUCCUCCUUAAAAUCUAUCAGGAAGCCUUACAUGCCUACUCACAGAAAACUGCUCAAACUCUGCAACUGCUCUGUAGAAAUGACCAGGAAAUCCUAUAAAGAUGCUUGCUUUGGAUGCCCACAAGGAUCCACUAAUGAGACUGACUCUUCGGAAGAAGAGGAAACAGAUGAAAGAUCGAAUAAAACUCAUGGUUAUGUGGUUGAUGGAGUGACUUCUACUUCUUCCUCUAGGGAUCAGCUAAAAUAUAACCUCGUUUCUUGCAAACGAAUGGUUGGUAUUUUUGUGACAGUAUGGGCAAAAAAGGAGCUAGUGCCACAUAUUGGUCAUGUGAGAACAUCAUGUAUAGGCCGUGGAGUAAUGGGCUAUCUUGGAAACAAGGGAUGUAUAUCAGUGAGCAUGACACUGCACCAGACAAGCUUUUGUUUCAUCUGUAGCCAUUUGGCUUCAGGUGAAAAAGAAGGCGAUGAGCUGCGUCGCAAUUCGGAUGUGUUAGAGAUCCUGAAGGUCACGCAGUUUCCAAGGAUUUGCAGAAGAGCUGGGCAACGAACCCCUGAGAAAAUUAUUGACCAUGACCGCGUGUUAUGGUUGGGGGAUCUGAACUACCGUAUUUCCUUGAGCUAUGAAGAUACCAAGAAACUUCUGACAGAAAAUAACUGGGAUGCCCUUUUUCAAAAAGAUCAACUUAACACUGAGCGCAAUUCUGGAAGGGUGUUCAAGGGUUGGAGCGAAGAGAAGAUAUAUUUUGCUCCCACGUACAAGUACACCUUUAACUCGGAUUCCUAUUCUGGAGAAACUGUAACCUCGAAGAAAAAGAGGAGAACCCCAGCCUGGUGUGAUAGAAUACUGUGGCAUGGAGAUGGUAUUGCGCAGUUAUCCUACUUCCGCGGGGAGUCUAAAUUUUCUGAUCAUCGCCCUGUCUGUGGAUCAUUUAACGUGGUGGUAGAUAAACUAGACAACAAAUCAAAGAGGCGCACGCCUAAUACUAACAUCAGAAUUGGUGCUGAAGAGCUCUUACCAACAAGAACGAACAAGGUUAAUAAAGGUGCUGGGACCAAAAUCACAAAAUAAAUCGGUUCAUAUGAUGAGACUCAUGGAGUAAGGUGCGGACCAAAUUAAUGUGCGACAAAGAGAAAGGAGAUUGUUAUGUUGUACAGUAAAUGUAAUCACAUAUAGUUUUCAAAGGGAAGUGAGUAGGUUACAUACUUCAGGAAUUUCUGGGAAGAUUUUGUGUUUGUUUGUUCGGGUAGAACAGGUAAGCUUAUGCACAUUUUUGCAUGUUGUCUCUUGUAAACCACUGUAGUUGUAGAUGGGGAGGUUCAAGUUUGUCUGGAACGAAAUUGUACUGAAACAAGACAUGCAACAAAAUGUAUAUGAAUGUCAUUUUGAUUUCCA
Molecule: messenger RNA, 2656 nt
Organism: Lolium perenne
Lineage: Eukaryota; Viridiplantae; Streptophyta; Magnoliopsida; Poales; Poaceae
Product: type I inositol polyphosphate 5-phosphatase 10
Biological process (GO): phosphatidylinositol dephosphorylation
Molecular function (GO): phosphatidylinositol-3,4,5-trisphosphate 5-phosphatase activity; phosphatidylinositol-4,5-bisphosphate 5-phosphatase activity; inositol-polyphosphate 5-phosphatase activity
Source: RefSeq, a predicted model, not a curated record